Anopheles aquasalis is the source of this 10151-nucleotide messenger RNA. RefSeq lists its product as uncharacterized. NCBI's taxonomy places the organism in Eukaryota, Metazoa, Arthropoda, Insecta, Diptera, Culicidae. The record is from RefSeq and is a predicted model, not a curated record. Gene Ontology annotation, biological process: lipid metabolic process.
GAGCGCGUAGCGCUGCUCUCGGACGAGCAGCUAAUCCGGGGAUUAUGGCCGAUCUGCAGGCAACCGUCGAGUUCGCGGUCGAGUUGCACAAGUUCUACAAUGUGGAUCUGUUUCAACGCGGGUUAUACCAAGUGCGAUGCUCACUGCGCGUAUCACCGAGACUUCCGGUGCAGGUGGAAACGUGCCUACCGGAUGCGGCCACCACCGGCAUACCGUCGGUACAGUCGGUGCUCAACAGUGCGAAUGGCAACAACAACAACAACAACAACAACAGUAGUGCCGGGACCGCUAGCAGCGCCGGUGCGACGAAUGGUGGCAGUGGCAGCGUCGGCUCCAGUGUGGCCACCACCAUUACCAGUGGCAACGGAACCGGAACAGGGGCGAGCGGUCGAGAGUCACUGCCGAGCAUAGGCAGCGGUGGUACUGGGACCUCGAUCGGGAGUACCAGCGGUGGUGGUGGUGCGGUUGGUUGCAUUUCCGGUACGACGAGCAGCAGCACCAACGGGCAUGGAGCACCGUCGAGUGCUGGCUCGAGCCAGACGGCGGGCAGUAGACCGGCGGCGGAUGUGGGUUCGUCUUCGGCCGGAAAUGUCCUGAGUGGAUCGUCACUGUCAUCGAUGCCGAGCAGCGCCAACACACCGAACUCGCUGGCCACCACCAACUCCUCGUCCGGUAUGGGUGCCUCGUUCGGCUCGGUCAACGGUGCCGCUGGGAGUAGUAGCGGUGGUGGUGGUGGUGGUGGUGGUGGAGGAGCCGGUGGUGGAGGCAGCAGCGGCAACUCACCGACCGCCAGCUCCGACAGCCGGUCCGGUGCGACCAUCAUCGACGAUGCCGGCGCCUCGCGUGUCUUUCAGAUACUCUAUCGCAACGAGGAAGUGUCACUGCGCGACAUUAUCAUGUUCCGGGCGCACCUUCUCGUGGAUAGCCGACACCUGAAGGAAUCGAUCGAGCGGGCCGAGUUCUCGCUGAACCUGGAGCUGUGGUUCGGUGAGCAGACGAACGGGAACGUACUGACGCUCGCCUCGACCCGGACCCUGCAGCUGAACUUUCAUCCGGGCCGAGGCCUACACUACCAUCUGCCGGUACUGUUCGAUUACUUCCAUCUGGCCGCGGUCAGCGUCGGGAUACAUGCCAGCCUGGUGGCCCUGCAUCAACCGUACAUCAAGAAAAGCAUUUUCCACUAUGUACAAAGCUGCGCACCCAAAUCGACGAAACCGUGGAUGGGUGGUUCGAAGUUGAACUGCCGCGGUGGCAACUCGCCCGGUCCCCUUGAGGCCAUCUUCUUCGGACCACAGGUCGGUAGUGGGGCGAAGUGUGGCGGUGGAUCGGCCGGACGGCUCGUGCACGCCCGGAACGUCCACAAGGAUAUCUGUGCCUUGCUGCUGGGGGCGCUUGAGUCGCUCCGGUUGUCGCUACAGGAGUUCUGCACCGUACUGCCCCACCAGUGGUCCGCCCUUACCGGUUCCACGCCCCUCUCCAACCUCGACACCGAGCAAAGACUGAGGAAACUGUCCGAUUCGGCAAAGCUACUGGAUACGGAGGAUGAUCUGGCGGCCCGGGCCAACUCGGACAUUGCGCAGCUGUGCGCCGAGUGUAUCCUGUACUGGCGCCGUGUCCUGUCGGCCGCCACGCAACCGGCAGUCCAUGGGUUGCUGGCCAAGAAGCAUCACACGCUGCGUGUCCGUCGCUUCGCCGAGGGCUUUUUCGUGAUCGACAACCCGCGCCAUUUGGCGAGUGGUUGCUAUGACUCCAACUACCAGAACUAUGUGUCGAUCUGUGAGAGUGCACGGCGUUCGCGGUACCUUUCUUCGCUGCCACCACUCCCGGUGCACUGUACACCCCUCGAUGGUGAUGCCAAUUCGUUGCCACUCAUCUUCGAGGAUCGCUAUACGGAUGCGCACGAGUAUGGGAAGAGGCGAUCGGGCAGUGAGCCACAUCUGAAUGGGACACGGGAUGUCGGUGCAUCCGGUACCACCAUCACGGCCAGUACCGGGAAUAUGCUGACGACGUUGCUGAAGCCCGGUGGCAAUGGUAGCCUCAUUCCGAACCACUCGGGCAAGCAGCAGCAGCAGCAGCAGCAAUAUUCUCACCAUCAUCAUCAUCACCAUCCGAACAAGAUUGCUCCAAUGAUUAGCAUCGCCGGUGGUGGUGGUGGUGGUGGGGCCGGAAAGGAAUGUUCCUGCGGUCUUGGACCAUGCUAUGGUAUCGAUCCGGUACCGAAGCUCUGCGGUGGUAGCUAUCUGGGCAUCAUGACACCACGGUACGCACUCGGAGGGGACAUUCUGCAGGCCAGUCUCACGAUCACACCGGCGGCCGCCGCUUCACAGAACGGACUCGGCCUGAAAACGUUGUCACGCCAUUCGGUCACCACGCUACUCGGUGGUGAGCCGAUGACCGAGGCCGGCUGUCAUGGUGGAUGGGAUCAAACGUUCAAGGGCGUGUAUACGGCCGGUCCAGUGCAUGGAACACUGCCGACGCGCCACAGCAAAUCGCUCGAUCAGCUCGAGCUGCAUCCAACGGCUUCACUGCCACGUCAAAACUUUCACGGCAACAAUGGUUACCAGCAGGGCUACCCGGGCUCCCAGGCUAGCUCAGGUUCUGGGCACCAGCAGCAGCAGCAGCAGCAACCACCACCGAGACAAUCCAACGCUGGCAUGUAUCAACCACCGCCACAGCAACAGCAGCAGCAGUUCGCUGUCGGCGGUGUUGCCCUACUGCAGACACUGCCCAAGUCUAAGCCCAAGAAUCCGGUUCAGGCGGAGGAUCUGCUGCGAAACAUUAACGAGUUCCGGGAGAAGUACAAGAAUCCGGGCGAUCCCCGGAAACUGCUGCACGCCGGGGCGACAGCGAUCCACAAUCCGACCUACGAUCUGCAGCAGGAUGUAGCCCUCUCGGGGCUACUGAAUGGAUACGGUCAACCGCCGAAUCGUACCGGGCACGGUGACUAUCGCCAUGAGCUGAAGACACAGGGAGCGCCACGAUCAACGUCCUCGCACCACAACAGCCACAACAUGGAGGGACCGAUGGAUGGUGGAGGUCAAGGAUUGGGGACUUCCGGACCAGCAGGAAGCUACUACAACUCGCUACCGAAGGGUGCCGGCCUUGGUGGUGGUGGUGGUGGUAGCAAUGGCAAUGCUCCCCGAAGUUCCUUCCCUCCUGUACGCAGCAAACCUAAAUCCUCUCAGCAGCAGCAGCAACAGCAGCAAUCGAGCUCCACUUCGCUACCGACCAAGUCCAGCUCGAACACGAUCCCACGGAGUAACUCAUCGCAGCAGCUACGGAACGCAACGCAACACAACGGUGACCGGCGUGAGAGUGGUGGCCACACGGGUGUGAACAGUGCCACGUUACCACACCGUUCGGUCGAGUUUUCGCGUAUCCGUGUGACCGACUUCCGCCAGAUGGUAACGAUAGCGAACGGAUCCGGACCGAUACCGUCCGCUACCGGGCACUCGAGCAGCUCGGACAGUCCAACCGAGGUAACGCCGCGGACACGCAACAAGCAACAGCGCCGGUUGCUGUCGUCGGCCAGUGUUCCUUUUCAACUCGAAAACUUAGAGCUCGUGGAACCGGUUCGCGGACCGGUCGGUGGUUCGGUUGUGAUCCCCGGUGCGGGUGGUGCCGUUGGUGGAUUCAGCGAAUCACUACCGAACCUGGCACCACCACCGGCAGCUUUCGCCAGCAAUUCACCACCCACGGGGGCCAGUUUCCGGUUGAGGCGUCGACACUCGAGCAGCGAGUCCACGUCCUCCCUGAGCGAACAGUCGGGUUGGGUGUCGAGUCGGCGCAGCUCGGGACCAUCGAGCCCCGAUACGCUUCGGAAUGCCGAUCAACAGCAGCGCAUCGUAAAUGGGGAGCAGCUGCGGAAGAAGCUACUGAAGCUACUGAACGAGCAACCACGGUUCAUGGCCACCGGGAGUGGUGUUGGUGGUGGUGGACAACGCAAGAACAGUACGGCCUCGUCGACGGCCGAGUUUUUUGCGCGCAGCAACCAGAGCUCGAUGAAGUCGAAACCGACGGCGACGGCAGCUGCGGGUUCCGGCGCUACCCCCUCCGACAUGUUCCGUGGUUCGGUGCAAACGGAGAACUGGCGCAAUUUGGAGAAGGACUGGAAUGAUACGCGAGCACGAGCGGCAGCGGCAGCCGCAGCUUCGGCAGCAGCAGCUGCUACUACAGCAACCACCAGUGGCCCCUAUGGUAUGGUUAGUGGGAAGCGUGCUCCCGAGAAGCACCAGACACUGGACAGUGGCAUCCUUGACAUCGCCGUCGGCAUCAACACGGCCGAUAUACGGCCACCGAGGCGUUCGAACAAGAAGGAAAAGUCCAAAUCAGACUUUGACCUGGCGCACAUCUCGGACUACGUGUUUGACGAUUUGCGACUGUUGCCACCGCAGCAGUUCCGCGAUGUACCACCACCGCCGGACGAGUUCCGGGAUCCACCUUCCUUCAUCGAGGAUCUGGGACCGUUGAGGGGUGGCAAGAUGAAAGCAGCACUCACCCUGGCACCGCUUAGCAUUCCUCCACCGGAACAACACCGUUCGGUGCAGUCUCAGCAGGUGAAAGGGAAGGAGGAACAGCCAUCGCAGCAACAGCAUCUUCGUCAGCAGGUUCAGUACUAUGCCACCCUGCCGAAGAGCAAUCCUACGCCAACCGUUGUCCAGCAGACGCCACUAUCGGUUGUGUUUCAGCCGCAGAUCAUAACGGCUCCGCAGUUGCCACAUCCGCAGCAGCAGCCAACGCACCAUCACUAUGCCACUCCACAUCAUUACAGCAAACCACAGCACAAUGGUCAUGGUCUGCCGAUGGUUAACAACAACGGGAAAAAGUGUGAGGUACAGGCUAUCGAUAAUCCACUCUAUCACAUCUACGAGGUGGUGAAGACUCCCCGGCCUAUCAUGAAGUCGCAGAGUUCCAACGAGCUGGCUGCCAUCGCCAAGUGUGCCGAGACGCUCAACAAUGCGAACGUUACAACGAACUACAACGCUCCAACUGCGAGCAGUAACGGUAACCUCGUGCAGCAGCAGCAGCAGCAACACUACGGGCCGAUUGGUUCAUCAGCAGUGGCCACCCCAUCGACCGUACUGGGACCAGCACAAAGCACCACCACCGUACAAGCGACAGCGAUCGAGCGGAAGUCCUCGGUACGGGAACAGAUGCAGGUUGCAGAUCCGGGCGCACCGAUCGCUGCACCGGUUCGCCGUUCCAGUAAACCGCCCACCGACGGAACUGUGGAUCAUCCGGCCGAAGAAGUAGAGGAGGAGGAGGAGGACGAAGAAGAGGAAACAGAAGAUCCGACCCGGAAGCGUGUCGAUCCGCCGAUGCAGCUGCUGGAGUUUGAGAAGUGCCGCGAAGAGUUUCGCAAGCAGAUCAACUACUCCGGUUCGAUCUACUCCGACUUUCAGAAGCUGGCCUCGGAUAUGCCGUACUUUCACAUCGCGGACGAGUUCCGGGCGUUCUCGCCGGCUGGCCUUCAUCUGGUGAUCUGUGUGCACGGGUUGGAUGGGAAUUCGGCCGACCUGCGGCUGGUGCGGACGUAUCUGGAGCUCGGACUGCCCGGGGCGCACCUCGAGUUUCUGAUGUCCGAGCGGAACCAGGGCGAUACGUUCUCGGACUUUGAGACGAUGACGGAUCGGCUGGUGGCCGAGGUGCUGUACCACAUCGAAACAUAUCAGCUCAAUCCGAGCCGCAUCUCCUUCGUGGCGCACUCGCUCGGUACGAUCAUCGUGCGAUCGGCCCUCGCCAGGCCACAGAUGCGUCCGCUCCUGUCGCGGCUCCACACUUUUCUGUCGCUGUCUGGACCACAUCUCGGUACGCUGUACAACUCCAGUGGGCUGGUGAACAUGGGAAUGUGGUUCAUGCAGAAGUGGAAGAAAUCGGGCUCGUUGCUGCAGCUGUGCUUGCGAGAUGCGGCCGAUCCACGGCUCAGCUUUCUGUACCGGUUAAGUCAACGGAGUACGCUGCAUCACUUCAAGAACGUGCUGCUGUGCGGUUCGUCCCAGGAUCGCUACGUACCACCACACUCGGCCCGUCUCGAGCUCUGCAAAUCGGCCGUACGGGAUCAAUCCAAUCUCGGAAUCGUAUACCGUGAAAUGGUGCACAACAUCAUAGCACCCAUGCUGGCCCGCCAGGAUCUCACGCUGGCCCGGUUCGAUGUACAUCACGCCCUGCCGCACACGGCCAACGCGCUGAUCGGCCGAGCGGCUCACAUUGCCGUGCUGGAUUCGGAGCUGUUCAUCGAGAAGUUUCUGCUGGUGGCCGGUCUGAAGUACUUUAGCUAGCCGCCGAAAUCAACCGAUCGUCUUAGGCGUCAAGGCCGGUACCGCCGAAUGGGCGCCAAUUGUGGUUAACCGAACGUACGAAGGUAUCCCUUGGUGAAAAGUAAGAAUAAUUGAAAUCAAAUAGCGAAAUCAAACUAGACUAGACAGGGGUACCAGUCGGGACAGUGUUCCCUUCUAGUGCUCUCAAGGUGUGUGGUGUACCAACAUCUUGAUCUGUAGUAGCAGAGGUUAGGCUGUGUAGUGAUAACGAGCGGAGUACUUUUCCCGAUCACUUUCUUUUUUUCUAAUUGUUAACGUAACGUACUGCUCGAGUGAGUGUUACUCGCGGAGCCCUAGAUGUAGAGGAAGUUAGGAUAAGCAGAUAAGAGGUAAACGAAAUCAAUCAAAGCGGAGUUGGUCGUGGUGUUGUAUACUUAAGUUCAGGGAGGAAAUUUUAAUUUUUGAUACCAAGGGGAAGACAGAGAGAGAGAGAGAGAGAGAGAGAGAGAGUGCGAGAGAGGGAAAGAUCGGUCACGUUCAUCUUCACUGCCAACGAAAGGUUCAUUUUGGGCAUUUUAUGCUAGAUGGUUUGGUUCCCGAUGGAACGCACUUUUGCUUAUUACCCGUUUGCUUAUCGAUUUACUGGUGCUUUUGUAUCGGCGUUCUUUAUCCUCUCUCAGGCUCUCUUUACCGUUUUUGGAUUGACUUUUCUGUAUUUUCCGUUGUUUUUUUAUUCACACCUUUCACGUGUUUCACUCUAAAAGGACCAGAUAGACAGCGAUGCACAACGCGAAAGGAACAUAGAAGUAGAAGAAGUACAGAAGUAAUUAAAUCUAGCAUAAAAUUAGCAAACAGCUAAGAGGGUGAGAAUGAGAAAACGUGGAAGAGAAACGGAGGAAAAACAUCAUAACGCGCACGCAACGCGUUAAAUCAAAUAGAAUCACAGAAUCAAACAAAACAAACAAUGAAGUGACACAAGACAAAGCGACGAAUCAAAUCUAAACGCAAGGACAUAGGCCCCCGGCGCACAGGCGUCCAUAGAUGGUUGAAUCAAAAUUGAGACUGAGACUGUUGCGUUGCAGAUCAAGCACAUACUGCUGCUACUACUACUGCUACUACUACUACUACUACUACUGCUACGUCCACUGGAGAUGUUGAUAUUGAUUUGAUAAUCCUUCUUUGUCGCGCCUCGCGUACUCCUGAUUCCACCAGGGUCGCCGGGUACGUUUUUACGUUUAGAUAGUACACGUACAUUGUAGUAGCCUAGAAUCGGAAAUUUCAAAAUCUAAUGUGCUCUUUCGAUAUACUCUUCUUAUUAAAAACAAACCCUAAUGAAUGGAAUACAAAAUAGAUAUACACACAGAAACAGUCCGGUAAACCGAUGGAUGGCUGUUCUAGCAUAAAAUAUGUGCUAGCGAUUGCGACCGCGCUGACGGACCGGAGAUAUGGAACAAGUAUGUGUACGAUUAGUGUGUUGCCAGAGAGAGAAAAAAGCUGUGUACUAGUGUUUCGAUCAUUUAAGUUAGAUGAAGUUCUCUCUAAAAUAGAAUAGAUAUAUACAUAUAUUUAUAUAAAUAUCACCGAGUACAGGGAUACAUCGAUUGGGCAAAGAGUGGCGCCAAAAAGCAGAAACCAAAAACAAGUAGAAGUGACAUGGUUACUACAAGGUUCGUUUGUCGGUUCGGUUUUGAGCUUUUAGCAUUUUUUCAAUUAUUGAUCGUUGCGCCGGAAGCCAGUCCCAUUUUACGCCAGCUGGUGGCAGCAGCAGCUCUCUCUCUCUCUCUCUCUAUCGGAUAGGGUUUAUACGUUUCUCCCAGCACAGCAGAGCAGAGCACGUUAAAUAGUACUUAAUCGGAUGAAAUAGUCAAUUACAACCCAACUCAACUAACCAAUGAACAAUGAACUAAAGCUAAUCAAAAUCGUUGUCCAGCGGGGGGAGGUCUUUAUGUUUUUUUAAAAUGAAUCACUACAAAUAAGCUGCUGGUAAAAAAGGGGGAGCUUUAAGUUGUCUACAAAUGAAUGGCUGUUAGUGGCAGGAUACGACCUACGAUCCGGUGACCACCCUGCGGGCGCGCAGCAAGUCUGGUGUCCUCGUGUCUAUGAGCAUCGCAUCGUAAAACCAACACCAAUUUCUUAAACACAAAAACAAACAGCCAACGGAGGGAACUUGCAGCAGUGAUGUGGAGGUAGUUCCCCUUUUUUUGUUCCCCCCCCCCUCCCCAGAGUAAAAUACCAGUAACAACCAUAGAGCCACGCUUAUCAGCUGUGAACUGCGAGUAGCAAAAGGCAACCGAGAAUAACGAGACAAGCGGGAGCAUCGUAGCAGAAGAUAGGGAAUACGUAUGCAUAACGCAACGGAUGAAUGACGGGCGUUGGCAUAGAACACAGAAAUGAUAGAACCAUAGUGUAGGUAAACGGGAAAAGGAUGAUGCGAUGGGUGAAGGUCAAGUCGGAAGAAGACAGACAACGUGAGCGGUCACUACCAUAUUAUGUACACUACCAAAGACGGGGACGGGGUCUGAAGUUGUUUGAAAUAAGUCAACCAGCCAGCCAACCAACCAACCAUGAACACAGGGUUUCGAUUACACGGAAAUUGUUGAACGCAAGCAUGUUGAAUUGAGCACUAAGCUAUGUUUAUCGAACGUUAUGAACGAUGAAGGAGAGCGAAGCGAAGGACGGUUGCAGGAAUAUGGAAUUGUUAAGCAUAACUUGCCCGAGAGUCUCUAUUUUUCCACACUAUCUAUCUUACUUAUCGUUCCAACUUAACUAUCCCUUGCUCUCUUUCGCUGUAUUGCGUUCCGUUCUCCAUCGAGGCAACGCGAUAAAAUGAUAGAACAAGUACUAUAGCAGUUGAAGCUUUUUCAGAGAACUCAAGAAAUAUUUCGUGUUACGGUAGUGCAUCUCUCUCCUUACACUUCUUUGGCCAACUUUGAAUUGUGUCACUGGAAAAGUGACCCAGGACCUCCAGAAACGUGGCAAACGGUUACGCCGGGACGGAAGGGAACGUAUAGAAUUGAAUGCAAUAACGAUGAACGAUGGAAGUGAAUGAUAUUCCGGUGAUAUAUGUAUUGAAUCUGAGAGCAGAAACAAAGAACGCGGAAUACAUUCCCCUUAUGUCCUUAUGAUCGGUGCAUGAUCGGUGAUGUAUGGUGAUCGUGAUCAGAGCAGAGGGCUCCGCAUUUUAAGCAGUACAUAGAGAUAUAGAUAUAUGCAACCACAGCCCAAUAAUAGAGCCAUCCUCUCUCCCCUCCCUCACCAAUAAUCAAACCAAACGUAAAGAAGCAUAAUUGCCAAACACCAUUUCAGUCCAUUAACCCGAAUGUUUAACCUAUAACCACACAAAAUACAAAACCGAAAGUCACUAACCGAAACACACAAGUAGCUAAUAGAGAACGUGCGCAAACGACGUCGCAAGUGGCGCCAGCAGGUGAACGCAGCGCGAGUUAAGAAUUCUCUUUGGUGUGCGCAGUUUUUUUUUCCUUUAAUUACUUAACUCAAAACGCUCGUCGAACCAACGAACGCAUGGCAGAUUACAUUGAUAGGGGAAAACAAUGGAACACCAACGGGUGGAACACCCAGGAUAUCGCAUUUUUUUGGCGGGUCAUUUUUACUUUUACCAGGACGCACAUCAUUCGACCGGAGGCACUGUGGGGCACUAUGGAAGAAUUGAAGCAGAGCAGUACUGCGUUGGUAGCGACGAGAUAUGAGGCCGAAGAUUCUCGCGUCCUUGUGGUUCUUCUUUUCGUUUCAAACCGGCAUUGCGCGAAGCGGUGUGCGGUGAAUUGGUAACAACAAAAUGUAUUGCAAAAGAUUUCAUGUGUCAUUACGGUAGUGCGCUGGGUGCCACGAGAUGGUCAAGCGAACAAGAAUAAAAAGACAUACUUCAGGACUGGA